Messenger RNA from Porites evermanni, 2548 nucleotides. NCBI's taxonomy places the organism in Eukaryota, Metazoa, Cnidaria, Anthozoa, Scleractinia, Poritidae. The record is from the annotation of a GenBank genome assembly.
AUGGACCAGAAAAAGGACAGAAAAAAAAGGAAAGAGGAAGGAAACCGAAGAAGAAGGGGGAAAGAGUGUGCUGCAGCUGAGUGCAGCAGCUUUGAAUAUAAUAGUGAUGGGAGUAGAUCGGGGUUGCACUUUUUUAAAUUCCCGACUAAGAAUCCAGCCAAAGCACGUUGGUGUAACUUAAUAAAACGCCAAGAUCGACGAGACGGUUUCCGCGUAUGCGAGAAUACAGUAAUAUGCGAGAAGCAUUUUCGGAAACACGACAUAAUAAAAGGUGUUGGGGGAGUGAGGUGCAGACUGAGAAAAGGUAUGAUACGUGUUUUGGAGUUUAUGUAUUGAAGAUUUCAUGGCACUAAAUAAGAUUAAAUCACUAUUGAAUUGGCAUGUAAUUUUUAUGCAGAUCUCCUAAACUGGGACUGUAGAAUUGUAUAAACGAUGAUAUUCCUUUGUCGUCUGACGUGAAAGAAAUAAAACAGUUCAUUGUUACUUUAUUUUGGUGUUUGUGUUUUUGUUUGUUUUUUCUAGACCCAGUAGUAAAUAUAAGCUACAUAUACAUGGUGUUUAUUCUGAAAACCUUUUCUUACUGUGUCUGCUUCUGGAAUUAAUUGUAAGUUUUAUUUUAUUGGAUUUUGUUUUGUUUAUAUUUCAUUCAAUGAGCUUUCUUUACAAAACAUAAAAUUUCAUUUUUUGUGUUUGUCUCAUGGCAAGCAUGAAGAAGACCAGGUACAUUGGUUUUUUGUUUCAACUAAAGAAACAUGAAAAGAAAAAAAAAUAUACAGUUCUGUGGAGGACUGCAGAUCUCUCUCUCUCACACACACACAUGUCGGAGAGACUUCGCCUUCAAAUAAAGGUUUAUCAGAAUCUUCUAUUGCAUCAAUGCAUAAAAUUCACAUUCCAAAUUUAGGAGUGGAACCAUCAAUAUUUCACUGGUUGUCAGUUUCACCUCUGCCAGCACGGAAACCACCAAAGGAUCGAUCAACAUAUAAAUGUACCAGUUCAACAACAGAGGAGAGAGCAGAGAAAGAUGUAAACUUCAAACCAAGUUCGUGCCCCUCAGGUGCAGAAGAGAAAGCAGAGAUGUCAUGUAUGGAUAAAGAUGCAGACUUUGGAACCAUAUGUCCUUUGGGAGAAGUUGAGGUAUAAAUAGAAUUUGCUCACUGUGAAUCUGUAUCACAUCCCGAAGUCUUGGGUGACAUUCUCUUUGAAGUCCCAUGAGGUUUGACAUUUAUGUUUGAGUGGCAGGGGUCCUUCCUUCUUUGAGAUAUAUUCCUCUUGUUGCCACAUGAAGUUUGUGCCUUUUUUGUUCCUUAAUAUAUGUCCUUUUUUAUACAUUUAGUUUACCUGUUCAAACAGUAGCACUGAAGAAGGCGAAAUAGGGAGUGAGGUGGUGUUUACAAAACACACUGAAGAUAAGUCCACACAGACAUGUUUUUCAUUUACCUCUGGAGUUGGUGACCAUACUUAUGCCUUUAGCUUUGGAGAUAUCACUGACAUAAACAAAUUGACGCAGUCUAUACAUGAGCAGCUUGAAGUAAAGGAGGAAAUUUUAGUUAAUCUUCAGAAAAAAGUUGGGCAGCUGCAAAAAGAAAUUGAUGAGUACAAACAAAGGCAAUUUACUCUUGAAAAAUUCAAAGAUGACAAUUCUGCUAUUCAAUUCUACACAGGGUUUCCCAAUUACAAGGCCUUAGUAGCUUUCCCUAAUUACCUUCAACCAAAAGUGGCCAAGCUGCAAUACUGGGGUCCAAAAAAUGUUCCAGACUCUAGACCAUACCAGGGGGAAGGGAAAAAGAAGCCAGGCCCCAAGAGACAAUUAAGUUCUUUAACUGAACUGUUUAUUGUCCUUGUCAGGUUAAAAGUAGGUCUUUUUGUUAGAGAUAUAGCUGACAGAUUUGGAAUUUCUGUAGCAAGCUUUAGUAAGAUAUUUUGUACAUGGAUUAAUUUCUUGUAUCUUGAGUUGCACCAAUUAUUUCCUUCCCCUUCCCAGGAAGCUUUGCGGAGAAACAUGCCACGGCAAUUUGCCCUGUACCCUACUACUCAUGCUAUUAUUGACUGCUCAGAGGUUUUUGUGGAGGUGCCAUUCUCAAUGUUGGCCCAGUCACAGACCUGGUCCAACUACAAACAUCAUAAUACAUUCAAAGUAUUAGUUGGAAUUUCCCCAAAUGGUCAAGUAAUUUUUGUUUCAAAGUUGUGGGGUGGUAGGGUUUCAGAUAGGUUCAUAACAGAGAAGUCUGGGUUUCUACAAUAUCUUAAGCCUGGGGAUAAUGUCAUGGCUGAUCGUGGUUUUGAAAUCACGAGUAUUUUACCACCAGGUGUUGGCCUUAAUAGACCUCCAUUCAAAGGUUCCAGGGCUCAGCUAACAGCUGAAGAAGUAACUGAGACCAUUCAUAUUGCCUCUGUCCGAAUUCAUGUUGAGCGGGCAAUAGGGAGAAUCAAGAACUACCACAUACUUGAUGGCACACUACCUUUGACCCUGGCCCAUAUUGCAGACCAAAUAUUUUCGGUCUGUGCUUACCUGACCAAUUUUCUGCCUCCUCUUCUCCCCCCUGCAUAA